Molecule: messenger RNA, 1193 nt
Organism: Actinia tenebrosa (Australian red waratah sea anemone)
Lineage: Eukaryota; Metazoa; Cnidaria; Anthozoa; Actiniaria; Actiniidae
Source: RefSeq, a predicted model, not a curated record
GUGAAUUUUAUGGUUAUUCACUUGAACAGAGGCCCGGUUUGGAUUAGCUUCCGAUUGAAGGAUGGCCUCCAAACUUAUAUUUAUCGCGCUAGUCGCCUUGGCAUUAUGUUUUUUGGUAGAAGCAGGAAAACACCCAAAAGCUAACAAAGUUAAGAAAGCAUCAGCUAAACACAGUAAGGGAUCAAAGAAAUGUGUAGGUCAGUGUGCACCAGCAUGCGCUCCCCCAUGUGCUCCUCCAGUGAUGAUGCCAGCAGCUCCAGUGAUGAUGCCAGCUCCAUGUGCACCACCACCUGUGCCCUGUGCACCCCCACCAGAGUGCCAUACUUAUAGCCAACAGGUUCACGAGACCCACCAUCAGGCUCCAGCUCCACCACCACCAUGUGCGCCACCACCAAUACCUCCAGGUCCACCACAGGUCAUCACCCACCAACAUAAUAUUAUCCAUCACAAGAUUCUCCCACCUCCUCCACCACCACCACCACCACCAUGUCCACCACCAUGCCAUGUUAGCAAUGUGCAGCACCACGUAAGCCACGAAUGGGCCCCUGCCCCACCACCACCAAUGGCACCCUUACCAGGACCACCAGCUCCACCCCAACGUAUCCACCACGUACAUACCAUUGUCCACCACCACGUCCAUCCUCCACCACCACCCCCACCACCACCAGUUUGCAUGCCAGCCUGCAUACAGACCUGCGCUCCAUCUUGCCCCAUACAGUGCUGCAAGAAGAACAAGGUGACGGGCAAGAAGGCUAAAGACGUCGAAGCCUCAGCUGAAAUUGACGACGAUGAAGAUGAUGCUAGCGCUGCCGUAGAUGAUGAUAAAGAAGACGACAAGGCCGAAGACAAGGCUGAAGAGAAGACGGUAGAAAAAGCAGUAGAAAAGGAAGAUGAAGAAGUUGAGAAAGACGAUAAACCUAAAGCCCCUAAAACCAAGAAGAACUAAGUCACUUUUCUAGGUCAAAAAUGUCUUCUACGAAGUUCUCACAUUUUAUCUGAAAGCGGAUUUCGUUAAGGAAUCCCUGUUUGUAAAUGCUAUCCCGUGUACAUCAACUGUGUACGUAUAAAUUCUAGAAAGUUUGACAAACUAGAUGAUGUGUGCUGUAGAAUAUAAGUAGUCGUUUCGCUGGUUAACGGCUAUAGCGAGAACGAAGUAAUGUACAAAUAAAACAUUAUUGUUUUACGAAAAACUU